AUGAGUGAUUCAGAGCAGUGGCCGGAUUUCACAGAAGAUAUACAGAAGGAAGAGAAUGUUCUAGAAGAUAAAAAAGACUGUGAUACGGAACUAAUGGAGGCUAGUUUACCAGAUGUUAAAGAUAUUCAGCGCUUGUGUUAUGCCCUGCCCACCCCGUGUGGCUGUUCCAGCGUGUUGCACAGGGGAGAGAACCGGUACCCGUGUCCGCGCUGCGGGAAGGUGUACCAGUGGAAGUCCAACCUCGGCAGGCAUAUGAGAAGUCACAAGGCCCGCGACUCCGGCGAGCUGCACUGCUCCCCGUGCGGGAAACUGUUCGCCUCAGUGGCCACUUACAGGCAGCACCUCGCCGUCUCGCGCAGACACGUGCCGGAGAACGAGUUCAGGUGA
This is a messenger RNA of Papilio polytes (common Mormon), 387 nucleotides long. Its product is annotated as zinc finger protein 728-like. Gene Ontology annotation, cellular component: nucleus. The transcript has 3 exons. The record is from RefSeq and is a predicted model, not a curated record. Gene Ontology annotation, biological process: regulation of transcription by RNA polymerase II. Gene Ontology annotation, molecular function: DNA-binding transcription activator activity, RNA polymerase II-specific; RNA polymerase II cis-regulatory region sequence-specific DNA binding. Lineage: Eukaryota; Metazoa; Arthropoda; Insecta; Lepidoptera; Papilionidae. Bases 1 to 387 code for a protein of 128 amino acids.